Plodia interpunctella (Indianmeal moth) is the source of this 8624-nucleotide messenger RNA. It is a transcript of the gene jing, whose product is annotated as jing. The record is from RefSeq and is a predicted model, not a curated record. The transcript is spliced from 6 exons. Gene Ontology annotation, cellular component: ESC/E(Z) complex. Gene Ontology annotation, biological process: regulation of transcription by RNA polymerase II. Lineage: Eukaryota; Metazoa; Arthropoda; Insecta; Lepidoptera; Pyralidae. The coding region runs from base 36 to 4064 and encodes 1342 amino acids.
UGAAAACUUUCUACAAAACACUCGUGCGCUCAAAGAUGGCGGAUGGGUCGCCCGAGGACCGUACCGGCCCGAAACAAAUGAACGAUUUAACUUUUUCCGCGCCUAAUUCUUUACUUGGUGACACAAAAAAGUGCAGUGGGGAAACAAUUGACGGCGAUAGAGUGAAGUUAUCAUUUUACACCGAACUGGAAACGAGUGAAUCGUGUGAAAAAAGUGAUACUCACGGCGUGGCCAUCAAACGUUCUGCGGCGGACGUCUGUACGAGCUCCCGAAAUUCUUGCGAGGCGAACACCGACGGAGAAGACAGGAAGAAGAGAUGUUUCGACAGAUACGACAGCUCGGAGUCGUCUGACAGUGGCGUAGCGGUGCUGAGUCCGACGGAGAGCGGAGGCAGCAGCGGUAGCGACAUCACCGAACCGGCGUCGCCGCGCAGCCCUGAGUCGUCGGGCAGCACCGCAGAAGAGGGCGCGGGGGCGCGCAUGCCGCCCUGGGCGAGCGACCCGGCGCCGCCGGCACCGCGCCGCAUCGCGGCCCAGCCCGCGCCCGUGCGCCGUCCCCAUCUCCCCAUUCACCGCCGCAUCACCGAGUACUUCAACCACAAGAUGAAGCCGCAGAACGGUCUUAAACGCGACUCCAGCGUCUCCGGCAACGAUGACACCAAAAGAAAGUGCCUCCCCAAAAACGGCGUCACCCACGACCUGGAGAAAUACAUCUCUUACAUAUCACAGACGUUAAGCCCUAAAGUAUUAAUGGAUGUCGGCAAGCAAGCCGAGGUAACGAAAAAAGCAAUGCACCCGACCAAUGGUGUUACUGAUACAGGUAAACCUACAGAUCUCAGUAAAACGACAUCCGCUCCCAACUUCAACGGCAUGAUUGAAUAUAAUAGACCUAAAGAUAUCAGGGAAAAGAAUGGUAUACAUUCUUAUGGCUUAGCUGGAGUGCCAGCUGAUUCUCAUUCCAAAGAGAAGCAUGUGAAUGGUAUCAUUAAUGGGUUGAUAGACGCCAAAAAGCAGGUGCUGGAUAUGAAAACAACAACAGACCCAUCCGCCAAUACUGUAGUCAGUAUGAAUGUGCAGAAUGUGAGUAUGAAUAAGAAACAUAAAGUGCCAAUAUCAAAGGAUUCAAAUGGCUUAAGGAUUGCACCAGCGACAUCCGCGAACCAAUCUCCUAAUAAAAAAAUGUGUGUCUCGAAAUCUGACUCGAGCCGUGUGAAUGGUGUUGUGAGUUCUACGACAAAGUUAGAUAGUAAAAUGAAUGGUGUAAUGUGUGGAUCGAACAAUUUAAGUUUAAAUCCUAUUUCAUCGAAGGUGUCCACCACAAAGAAGGAGCCCGUGAAGAGAACUGCUCAACCGACGAAAAGAACUAACCGAAAAUCAUCUGCUUGCAUCGCCAAUAGCAAAAACCUUACGUGGUCUAAAGCGAACAAUCUCAAACAAGUGCAGCUUCAGCAACAAAAUUGUUUCAAUUCGUCACAGAACCCUUCAAUGACCAUGCCAGGUGAAGCUAACUCAGCACCAAAGAUGAAUAUUCCAAAUGGCGUCCGGCAAGUUUCAAUGACGAUGAACGGUAGUCUCGGUAAUUUGAACGUGCCGGUGACAAAUUUACAGAAUUGUCACCAAUUAAAUAUUCCACAACCAUGCAAUGGCACGGUCACAUCCAGUAAUUUAGCUUCAUUCGUUGCAGUGCCUCAAAAUGUUAUGUUAACUGCUUUGAGAAUACCGCAGAAUGGACUUUCUGCACAAACCAUAAACCACCAACAAAAUAAUAUGACAGCUUUCAAUCGACCUAACGUCAAUGUGUCAAGUCCGACAAAACUAAACGGACAAUUUGUUUUUCCUUUCAUGCAAAAUAUUAACGGAACUGUUGUACAAAUACCAAAUUUAAUGGCAAAGGUACCAAAUUUUGUUUUACCACAAACGCCGCAGUUAACAACGCAACGACAGGACCAUUUACAAAAUCAGCAAGCCGCUCAAAUUCUUAUAAACGGUACGCUGUUGAAGCUAACAAAUACAAUACCGCCGACCUACCCCAAUGUGAACAAGCCGUCGCCGGUGACGAGUCAGUCCAUUCCCGUGAUGAAUAAGAACGCUCCUGGUAUGCCACCAGCUGGGAUUACUGUUCAGUCUAAACCGAAUUUCGCAGUUAAUUUUAGUCAUCCGGUGCUAGUACCACAACCUGGCUACAUCGUAACCUCUGUGCCAAACAUCAACGUAAAAGAAACUUGGAGUUAUUCAAGCACAAACACAGCAUCUUCGUCACAGCCCACGUGUUCAAAUCCAAUAGUUCACCAUCCUCCACCAGUAGUACCAAGUUUCCCGACCCAAGCGCUGCAUACGAGUAGUAUCCCCAUAGCGCCCGUCAAACCGCCUGACAAUCCUAUUCAGGGCACAGAUCCUCCGAGUAGCACAGUGAAAGAACCAGAAGCGAAUGAAGUGAGUCAAAAGUUGAGCGAUGUCAGCCCAAAACUAAAUGAUGUUAGCGCGAAGUGUGAUAUUCCGUGGCUGUCAAAAACUGUUAAUAAUAAUAUAGUUCAGCUAGAUACGAAUAAAUUGACUUCGAGGCCUUUUGCACACGUGAAUAGUUUAUCAGAGAAGCUAGAAGAUUUGGCGGCAGAGAAAUCUAAAGAAUGUAAAAUGUCAGAAGAGUUUAGAAAGGAAAUUAGGAUCGAGCAUACAGAAGCGGAGUUGAGAAAAGUCGAAGAGGUAGCGAGACGUGAAGAGACAAUUUUUACACAAAUAACGGUUUUGAAAGAUGUUUCGUCGAACGUUCAAAGUACAUUGAUAGAAGCGAAUUUCUGCAGCACAACGACGGAGUCUUCAGAGUCUGGGAUCGGAACGGACAAGUCUAUUGACUCGCCGAGUGACUCCCAGACGAGUAAGGAGUGUGAUGAAGAUUCAUCUCUAUCUCUUAGUGUGAGUGUGUGUUCGGUAGAAGCGCAUAGUAGCCAGAAGAGUCCAAUACUGAAGCAGCCGAAAACACUUAGGUUUCCGCCUAAGAACCUAACGAAAUCUGACAGCGACCGAAGAACUUCUAGUACAGACACCACAUCGACAGUCACGCUGUGCCAGUGGGAGAACUGCAAGAGAGAAUUUGAAAGUGAUUCAGACCUUUUGGAGCAUUUACAGGCCGACCACGUCGAAACGCAAGCAGGCAAAGAGAACUACGUGUGUCUAUGGCAAAAAUGCAAGGUGCGCGGGAAGCCUUCCUGUUCGCGUCUCUGGUUGGAGCGGCACGCGCUCUCACAUGGCGGGAACAAACCCUUCAAGUGCAUCGUCGAUGGCUGCGGCAGAAGGUUCUCGACGCAGAUUCUCCUCGAGAGGCACGUGAACAACCACUUCAACGAGGUGUCUCCGAGCGCGGGCAGCAAGUCCAAGUCUAGUGACAGCGCCAACAAGUUGAUCAGGAGGAACGGGAAGAAACUGCGGUAUAGGCGGCAGCCAUGGUCUGCACGCAUGUUCGACUUCUUCGACGCGGGCACGAUGGAGGGCCUGGCGUGGCGACUGUCGCUAAGCAGCCGCUGGCGGCUGGCGGCGCGCUGCCCGCUGCGCGAGGCGCGCGGCCGGCACGCGCUGACGCUGGUGGCGGUGCUGCGCGCCGCUCGCUACAACGCGGCCGAGCGCCGUCGCGAGGCGCUCGUGGCCUACUUCCCGCCGCACGUAAUCGAAGACGAAUGGGUGCCAGAAAAGGACGUGAAAAGAUUCAAGCGAGUGGAUAUAGCUUCUUUACCCGUUCACACCAAAGUCGUGGUCUACGAACAGUUCUGCGCAAGUUACAAGAUGAAGAGUGAACCGCCCCCUCCCCCGCCGGCGGUGGCGCCCCCUCCGCCGCCCCCGCCCCCGCCAUCUCCCCCGCAGCGGCUUCUGCCAGCAAGAAACUGUACGUCGUCUCGCAUCCUCUCUAAUCUCAUCGCCAAACAAAAGCGGGAACGAGUCGAGUGCUCCACCGGCAAUAUCUCAGCCCUAUAUCGCGAGGAAGAAACGAGUAAGCCCGAGGUCAGCGGCGCCAAGAAACGAAAGAUGGGAAGACGCUACGGCGGGAAUUCCUUUUGGCCGUGCGGACGAUAAUUCCUUUACGUAUAACCUGACCGUUUAAUUUUGACCUGUAAUUAAUUGUUUCUUGUUGAGAAAUGUUAAAAGUUAGUGUAAAAUUAAACAAUCAGGUCGACUGCCACGCUGCUCCGUGUUCAUUAGUCGAUGUAUAUUUUUAGAGUAAGAUUCACUUUUACAGAUAUUUCGUAAAGAUUGGACAAACUUUUGUCUUGUUCGACCGUUUACGCCGCGGAGUAUACUGUGAAACGAAGUGACAUUUAAUUUAACGGGCGAUUGACGUUGACAUAUGUCAAAUGCUAGCGAGCAGCGCGCGCGGUCGAGACAGAUGUUGAUUCUCCGCGGUCUCACGUCUAGAAAAAAAAAUUAUCGCCAAAGAUUCGUUGGAGUUAGCGUUUCACUACGUAGCAGACGUAAAUUUUAUUCAGAAGACUGAUGCUUACUUUUUUAUAAUGAUAUUACGGACGAUAACUAAGCGUUUGAGAACAAAAUGUAAAUAUUUAGCUCGUUGUGUAAUAUAGUUGUCUCGUUUUUCGAGUGUAUGAUAGUUCGAUUUAGUUUAAUGAUGUAGGAGGAGUCUGAUAGAAUAAGUGUGUCAUGUGACAUCUCGACCAGCGAUACAGUAUCACUGCCAAUGUGUAUAUACUAGUGUAUGUUAGCUUAGAUUUAUUUGCGUUCGCUUGUGGUUUAGUUAGUGCCCCGCGUCUCGGCCGUCUUACACACGGUCCAGGUUCCAAAUCUACGUAAUUAUCGUGAUAAUUGACAAGAAAAUUCUUUUUUGUAUUUUUAUUACGCAAUAAUUGAUUUUGAGAAUUAUUUAAGUUUGCAUUUGUUUCUUGUAUUGGUAGCGAAAUAAUUAGCUAUCCUUUUUUAAAAGUCAAUAGAAUGACAAAUCGACUUUAGGUUAAACUGUUUUUUUUUUAAUGACACUAUUGUGACUAGCAUUGGCUUGGUCUAUUUACGUCAUAUGACAAAAUUAUCAAGAUAAUUAUGCACAAUUAUGUAGAUGGGGUCUUGCAGUGAGGCCUAGUUGGGUGUUGUCGUGAUCAUGAAUGUAUGGCGGAAGUCUUCCACUCCGGCCUCAUGACUCACCAAGUGCCUAUAUACUAGUAGCGUCAGCAUAAAUGACUAUCGACUUGGGAACUUUGAACUUUUUUCUGAUGUAAAAAAAUAGUGCCAGGCACUAACGCCGUACAUCCAAUGUUUUUGAGAGAUGUCUUAAUUUCGAGAUAAGAGUUCUGUGAUUUUUCGAUUUUUUAUCAAUUGAAACUAUAAGAAUUUCUUUUUAUUUAAUUUCAUAAAUUACUUAAAUUUUUUAUCAACUUUUAGUCAAAAACCGUGUGUGGACGGCUUUACCCUUGGCGGCAAUAAAAAAAUCGACUGCCAUUUCUAUAGCAAUUUCUGCUGACGGUACCGCACACAUAGUGUUCACUUUAUUAUAUCAAGUACCCGCGUAGUCAUAUCACGGAUGUUAGUUAAGAUUUCGAAAAUUUUUCUGUUCGUUCGGAAAACAGAAUCAACAGCUGUCUAUUGUUUAUGACAUAGUGACGUCACUGCCAUUGAAGUUGUGUUUAGUUCGGACGUACUGUUAGCAAUAACGUUAUGUGAUAAGAUAUAUUGACAGAUAUAUUAAUUUUCUUCGCACAAUUUUUUGUAUUCCUUGUUACAAAUACUCGAGAUGUUUUCCGAGUCAUACGAGCAUGAACUAUUUGAAAAGUCUAUAGUACAAAAUGAAGCAAUGAUAGUAGAAUGAACUUUUAAAUAAGGAAUGAGAUUAGUUCAAUGUUCUUUGCUUGUAAUGAGUUUGAAUACAUCUCCGAUAGUAAAAUGUGCGUUUCAUCAAGGCGCUUUCCUACUUUGUUGAGACAUUUUUUGUCGUGUGAACACUCCAUUAGCAAUUAUUCCGCCACAUAGUGGGAACGCGCCUUUAGUUAUAGUUUACAUGGACUUAGUCGCUAUACCCUUAGUCAAUCCAUUCCCUGUGAAUUUAAUAAUUAUUCCGAAUUAAGUGUUUAGCCACUAAGUUCCUGUAGAUACAAUACAUACAGAACAUACCAUGCCAAUGAUUUUAUAUGAACCCAGAUUUUUAGAUGUUAACUUUUGGAGGUCCCUUAUACAGAAGUUGUCAGUAACAUUGCCUUUUUAGCCAUAAGGGGUUUACAUGAGAAUAAAGUAAAUUGUGUUCUGUGCUCACACGAUCUCGCUAGUAAUUUUAGUUAGUGCCUAUAGCGUUAAGUUGGUGUGCGUGGACUUGAUAGACACCGUAUUCUAAACUUUCGCUUCGAAACAGGACGGAGAUUCUAUGUAUUAGAUCAUUUUGUAGUGUAAAUCGACCCUAGAGUAAUGAAGUGUAAGGAGCCUUAGGCGCGUUCAGUCGUAUCUAUCUCUGAAAUAAGUAAAAAGACCACUAUUGUGUCUGUGUUAGAGAAUGUUGCUACAGGGAGCUGACAGCGUAUCGCCGUCUCGCUCGCUCGCAGUAGGUUUGGAUCCAAAGAAGUGAAAUAGGAAAAUUUCUCUAGUAGUGAAGUUGGUGCCUGAUUGUCGUGUGGUUAUGGAAUCGUGUGCUUACUACAGUUAGACUUCGUUUGGAACGUUUCCAAUGUACUGAUUAUUUUUUUUUAUAAAUUUAAAAAAUGUAGUUUAAUUUUUUCAGCACUGAUCGUAGUGCCAUAUUUUUAUUGGCUCGCUUUUUUGUAAAUUAUUUUUAUAGUGAAAUUCGACACCAAAAUCAGAAAGACGAUUAGUUUUGUUUUAUCAGACUAACGAAAACGACUUGAAUUUGAUCUCAGAUAGGCAGGAAUAAGCGUUGUAUGCGUUGUCCCUAAUUUAUCUCCAUAGUUAAUUCGCUCAAUAAUUUAGUAGUUUCGGCAACUCGAUUAAAUUAACGAGGUAGCCUGCAAGACGCUUCUUUAAAAACUUCGACGAUAGACUCGGACGGCGUUUGAGGAUAGCAAAUGUUUGGCAAAGUAAUAAAACACCGGACUAAAUAAUAUCUCCUAGCGUAGAGUUAGUCUGGAGAGUUACGCAGAGAAAUAUUUUGUGAACCGAACCUUGUAACGGAGUACUAAAUUAUAUCGAAAAGUAUACAUAAUGAAUAAGCGCAGAAAGAUUUAUAUUUUUAUCACUGCCACUAUAGUAAUAGUUGAAUGUGUGUGGUUAGCGACGUGUUUCGUUUGCUCAGCGGUACGUUUCAUUCAACGCGUGCCGCAACCGUUCCGUUUUUUGUAAAGUGAAUAUUGUAAAGGGAACAAGUAGCAGCCGCAUUUCUUCUCAUAAGUCUUGUUUGGGUACUAUUUCUGCGCCCUAUCAUGUGAUGUUUGAAGGCGUGAAACACAUUACAGCUAACGCAGAUAAGAUCCAAGUAGAUUGCGGUUGGUAGUAUUAUGAUCUCAAUACAACACAGGUAAUAUACGGUUGAAACAUUUGUUUGUCUUGUCAGCACGUUUCCCAGCACUAUCAUAGCGUAUCUACCCCCACUAUUAACUGGGGGUUUACCAUCAUCUCUUAGCGCGAUCCACUUUGCGACCUGAACUGAAUUAAUUUUGAGUACGAAUUCAUUAUCAUCAUUUUAUUUUACUAAACUGAAUAUUUUAUUGAACUGAGCUGCAUUGGUAUCGUUCAGUAAAAGUUGAUGAUAGGCCUGCUCGUAUCUUCGUCUUGUUUGAUACAUAGUUAUAGAAUUGAUAACUGCAAAAAAGUGCAGUGUGAUUAGGAGAUUGGGCUUGCAUUUUGCAUACCAAGGAACCUAUGUCUCUAUAUGAAAAAGAAGAUAAUUGCUCAUAUAUUAUUUUGUCUUGUAUUUUUUUUUCAUUUCAAUUGUUUUUGUAAGUUAUAAAAUAAUUUUAUUUUGUUAAAAAAUUUAAGACUAGUUUAAUGUUUAUAACCAUUAGCGCUCUAUACAUAGCCAUCAUCCGUAAUCUACUUGGGCUUCUGAGCUGUUGAGAUAUUCAGAGAAUCCAGACCUUUCUCAGCUACGAUAGAACAUAGUUUGAGAUUUUAAUAGAAAAUAUAACGUUUUGUUUCGCCAAAUGGCUUCUCCUGGCCACUCAGGAGUGUACAUAGUUUAGAGUAUAUAAUAUAAGUAUUAUUCUGCAUACUGUAAUUUGGUUCGCGCCGGGCCGGCGGGGCGGGGCGGGGGGUUAGUGUUAGGUACGCGCGUUGUCUGUCAACAUGUUUCCUACAUUAUGCGUUUAUUAUAUGAAUGUUCUCCUUUAUUGUAAAUGUUUGACGAGAUACUAUAUGUGGAGCCUACGUAUCCCGAAUAGUGUGCACUACUUAUAUUCAAUUUGUAGAUAUUUAAUUAUAUAUAGUAUAAUGUUUAAUGCGUUGUCUUAUUUGCUUGGUCCUUCGAUGGUAACCCGAAAAUUUAAUUAUAAUUUUGACCCGAAUAUGUCGGGUGAUCUACCUCAAUUAAUUUAUCACACAUUUGGGCAUAAUAAUAGUAAAUAUUAAUUUAAUAUGGAACCUAGAAAUUUGAUCAAUGUAGUGAUUAUUAAGAUUUUUUAAUACCUACAAUGGUUUGUCCAUCUGUCACAAGUACUGUAUCUUAUAUUAAAUACAUAUUGUAUGAUUGAUAAA